AUGCCAUACUUUACAUCCAGCGAAGAGUGGCAGCGCCAAUCGGCUCUGCUGCUGCAAGCACGACCAAACACCGUACACGCCUCCGCAGAUUCAAAACCCGCACAGCCCAUUGCUCAACUUGAGCUCAAAACCUUCGAUCCAGUCUCGGGAACAACGCUGAAAUACCGCACCGACAAGGCUGCAGAGGUCGGAAGAUUGAUCGCUGCAAUGGGAAGUUUGGGCAGGGAAAUGGCUGCCUUGCCAGAGGUCAAGGGAGAUGUAAUCAUGGAGGAUGCGACACAAGACGUUGAAGCGAAUGCAGAGGCGCCAGUGCAGGCGCAACCGCAACAGCAGAAUACCGCGCCAAAGAAGAAGAAGAAGGGCAAGAAGUGA
Molecule: messenger RNA, 372 nt
Organism: Aureobasidium namibiae CBS 147.97
Lineage: Eukaryota; Fungi; Ascomycota; Dothideomycetes; Dothideales; Saccotheciaceae
Exons: 2
Coding region: 1-372 (123 amino acids)
Biological process (GO): SRP-dependent cotranslational protein targeting to membrane
Cellular component (GO): signal recognition particle, endoplasmic reticulum targeting
Source: RefSeq, a predicted model, not a curated record